Molecule: messenger RNA, 2109 nt
Organism: Linum trigynum
Lineage: Eukaryota; Viridiplantae; Streptophyta; Magnoliopsida; Malpighiales; Linaceae
Source: the annotation of a GenBank genome assembly
GUCAUUUUAAUGCCUGUCACUCAUUUCCUUUUUAGUUUUUCCAUUUCCAUAAACUUUGUCGUCUCACUUCUGUUAUUCAGUUUCUGUGUCCGUCAAACAAACCCUCCUCAGGCCGCCCAAUUUUCCGCCGUUGCUCCUCUGGUUUCCAGCCAAUUGGCCAAAUUCUUUCAACCCAACAAAAAGGAAAAAAAUAGUUUCCAACUUCUUCUUCCUUUUUUUUUUUAUUCCCACCCCAUUUCCAGCUUCCUCGUCCUCUUCCUUCAUCACUAAUUUUCUUGUUUGUCCGCAGAGAAAACUCUCUCCCCCGCCCCCCCACUUCUUUCCCAAAGGGAAAUUUCUCGUCUUUUCUUCUGCAUUAGCUUCUGGGAUUUCUCCAUAUUCGACUGAGUCCUCUUUUCUCUUCCCCCUCCACUUGAAAAAGUAGAGUCUUUCUGCUCAUUUGAGUGAUUUCUCUUCUGGGUUCUGCAGAAAUCCUCGAUUGCGAGAUGUACCAGAAAAGGGAGCUCCCUUUAGAUUUUCAGCACCACAUCCCAAUUUUGCGGCCCAGCAUCCAUUCAAGGAGGGCCAACAUAACAGUGAAGUUCCAGGACCUUUAUGGUUUCACCGUAGAAGGCAAUGUCGACGAUGCUAAUGUGAUGAAUGAAGUGAGAGAGAAAGUGAGGGAGCAAGGGAGGGUUUGGUGGGAGUUGGAAGCUAGCAAAGGUGCUAAUUGGUACUUGCAGCCCCAGGUUUUGUCGUUAGGUGAUGGGAUUGCUUUGAAAACUUCCCUCAAAUUGUCUGCCAUAACCAAUUCAAUUGCGCUCAAGAGGCUUAUCAGGAAGGGAAUCCCUCCUGUGCUGAGGCCUAAGGUUUGGUUCUCGCUAUCUGGUGCUGCCAAGAAGAAGUCCACUGUGCCUAACAGCUAUUACAAUGAAUUGCUUGUUGCUGUUGAAGGGAAGACUACUGCUGCAACUAGGCAGAUUGAUCAUGACCUGCCGCGCACUUUUCCUGGCCACCCAUGGCUGGACACUCCAGAAGGCCAUGCUGCUCUUCGUCGUGUUCUCGUUGGAUACUCCUUCCGGGAUUCAGAUGUUGGUUAUUGCCAGGGUCUAAACUACGUAGCGGCUUUGUUGUUGCUCGUGAUGAAAACCGAGGAAGAUGCAUUCUGGAUGCUGGCUGUCCUCUUAGAAAACGUCUUGGUUAGUGACUGCUACACAAACAACUUGUCGGGGUGUCAUGUUGAACAAAGAGUGUUCAAGGAUUUGCUAGCCAAACAAUGCCCAAGGAUAGCUGCUCACUUGGACUCAUUGGAGUUUGAUGUCUCACUCGUGGCUACCGAAUGGUUCUUAUGCCUCUUCUCCAAGAGCUUACCAUCAGAGACAACAUUGCGAGUAUGGGAUGUGCUUUUCUAUGAGGGAGCUAAAGUUUUGUUCCAUGUAGCAUUGGCCAUAUUCAAGAUGAAGGAAGAGGAGUUGCUCCUGACACACCAUGUUGGCGAUGUGAUCAACAUAUUGCAGAGGACUACCCACCAUCUCUUCGAUCCAGAUGAGCUACUCACAGUGGCGUUCGACAAGGUGGGUUCCAUGACGACAAACACCAUAUCGAAACAACGGAAGAAACAAGAACCAGCAGUGAUGGCAGAGCUAGACGAGAGACUGAGGAGACUAAACACACUAAAAAUGGGUGACAAAUAGCACGACGCCCCUUGCACUGUUGUAAUAUCUCGACUGUGUACCUUUUAACUGUUUGCAUAUAUACAUAGAUAUGAAGAGAGGAAGUGAAAGUCCUGGAAACGGACAGUUGAUUGUUUGUGAAGAAAGUCUCAAACUUGUGUGCCCUUCUCUACUCUCUCUCUCUCUCUCUAAAAGGGAAGGAGGCCCAUGGAAAAGGGGUGAAAGAGAGUUUCUGACUGCUGGUUUGGUUCAUUUACCAGGAUGGAAGUGGAGUGAUGAAAGUUGUAAAUUGGUGGUGGAGAUUGUGAGAAAUGGAGUUGAAAGAAUCUUGGUUGGUGGUGUUAAAAUUAGCUUUAUUUACUCUGCCUAAGCCCCAAUCCACUUUUAUUCUUUUUAUUAUUAUGCUGACAACAAUGGCUAACUCUUAUACCCUCUGACAGAGCAUAGAUUUCUCAGU